Messenger RNA from Cherax quadricarinatus, 857 nucleotides. RefSeq lists its product as uncharacterized. The record is from RefSeq and is a predicted model, not a curated record. Lineage: Eukaryota; Metazoa; Arthropoda; Malacostraca; Decapoda; Parastacidae.
UGGCGGUCACUGGGAGGCAGGACUCGAUACGGCGUGACUCUCAGUGGUCCUAUAAACGCCCAACAAUAAGAAAAAAAUAGCUUAAUACGGCGUCAGAUGAAGUGAUGGCCCUACAAUCUCCCAACAACACGACCACAACACAGUUUGCUUAUUUUUCUAGGGCACACAACUAACAUCAUUAGCUUGUCUGGUACAUGGGAAGCCUCUUGCAUUGAUAAAUGGGCAUCAAGUACAGCUUGCUCCAGGGCAUCGUUUAAUGACCAAAUACAUCUUAUCAACCCCACCUCUGGUGGUAAAGAUGGCAGGUUGGACAGGUAAACGUGCCAAUGUGUCCUACUCUAAGCCUGAGGAGCCAGCAUUCCUGAAGAGGUUCAAAGAGCAAGUGGGCUACAAGGAAGACAGGGGGCUGUCUGAUAAGUUUGCUGUAAUGCCACCAGCGACGGAUGAUGAUCUGGAUGACAAAGAGGAUGAACUUCCACAGGUAGUGAGUCUACAUGCAGAUGACUUGACACAAGAGGAAUAUGAGAAGCUUCAUGCAGAAGGCAAGCUAAGUGAGCUUUUAAAAGGCACUCAUGAGGAAGUUCAAGGUCCCAAACAAAGGGAUGAAGAACCUCCUGCCGAUGGUAGAAUAUUGUUUCGAAAACCUACAAAACGUAGUGGAGAAGACAAAAAGGGAAGAUUAGAUCCAAAGAAGUUAAAGCGAGAGGAAAAGGAUGAAAAACCCGAGAAGAAAUAUAAAGAUAAAAGGAAAGAGCUGCAGAAACAGAAACUUUUAUCAUUUAAUGAAGAUGAGGAAGAUGAGGAGGAUUAAAUAUAACUGUUUGUCAAUUUCUUUUAAUAAAGCACACUUUAUCUCA